Molecule: messenger RNA, 4178 nt
Organism: Neoarius graeffei (lesser salmon catfish)
Lineage: Eukaryota; Metazoa; Chordata; Actinopteri; Siluriformes; Ariidae
Gene: slc25a14
Product: solute carrier family 25 member 14
Exons: 9
Coding region: 168-1028 (286 amino acids)
Biological process (GO): mitochondrial transport
Cellular component (GO): mitochondrial membrane
Source: RefSeq, a predicted model, not a curated record
UUCCGGUUCUUUCCCGAUUCGUGGGAAAAUGAAAAGUUGAGGUGGGGAAGUUUUUGUGUGCCCAAUGCAGUAUUAUUACUUUUCUUUCACAAGGUCAAUGGAGUCGAAGAUAAAAUAACCGAGAACGCUUUACAACUUCACAUCAGGCUGAAGGAAGCUCCACGGAAAUGUCCAGCCUGAACUGGAAGCCGUUUGUGUACGGAGGAAUGGCAUCCAUCGUCGCAGAAUUUGGUACCUUCCCUAUUGAUUUGACCAAAACCCGACUCCAGGUCCAAGGCCAGUCUCAGUGCAUGGAGGUCCGUUACAGAGGCAUGUUCCACGCUUUGCUCAGGAUCGGACGAGAAGAAGGCGUCCGCGCCUUGUAUUCUGGGAUUUCGCCGGCGCUACUAAGGCAAGCCUCGUACGGGACGAUUAAAAUCGGGACGUACAACACGCUGAAGAAGUUGUUUGUGAGCCGUCCUGAAGAUGAGACGAUGGUCAUCAACGUGUUCUGUGGUGUUGUCUCGGGAGUGUUAUCCUCUUCUUUAGCGAACCCCACAGACGUGCUGAAGAUUCGCAUGCAAGCUCAGGGCAGUCUGCUCCAAGGCAGCAUGAUGGCCAACUUCAUCAACAUCUACCAGACGGAGGGCACGCGAGGACUCUGGAGGGGCGUCAUCCCGACGGCACAGAGAGCCGCCAUCGUGGUCGGCGUUGAGCUUCCGGUGUACGACAUCACCAAGAAGCACUUGAUUGCAUCCGGCCUGAUGGGAGACACGGUUCUGACUCAUUUCAUUUCCAGUUUUGCUUGUGGUCUGGCCGGAGCGCUCGCCUCCAACCCUGUGGACGUUGUGAGGACGCGGAUGAUGAACCAGCGCGUGCUAUCCGGGAACCUUAUCUACAAAGGCACGCUGGACGGACUCAUGCAGACGUGGAGGAACGAAGGUUUCUUCGCUUUGUACAAGGGCUUCUGGCCCAACUGGCUGCGUCUUGGACCCUGGAACAUCAUCUUCUUCAUCACUUAUGAGCAGCUGAAGAAGCUUCCGUUAUAGCUGAAGCACAGACAAGAUGAGACAAGACUCCAGCAGCUGAAAUUGUGUGUGUGUGUGUGUGUGUGUGUGUGAGUGAGAGAGAGAGAGAGAGAGGCAGGGAGUGAGCGAGCGAGUUGAGAAUCCCUUCCUGCCUUUAUUCUUUUGUUCAUGAUCCCUCCAUGCAAUGUGUACAUUGAUUUAAAUGUUUGUGUUUUUCUUUCUUUUAAUGAUUUUUUUUUUUUUAAUGAGUUUGCAUCAUGAUUUUGCACCUAAACCUAAAGCCUUGCUUUAUCGAUUGUGGCAGCUAAAUUUAAGGUCCGCACAAAGACAGGAACAUUUACAUCCACAAGUCACGACAUCUCAAUAACGGAGCGUGCAAAAGGUCACGCCGGAAACCGCAUCCCUUCAGAGCAGCCUCGUUCUAGCGUUUUAAUACGACGGACUGUUUUUAUUGCGUCUCCUCAGUUCAGUUCGGUUCACUUGGGUGUAGUGGUGCUCAAAGAUUUCAAGCUUUAGUAGCUUUGUUUGUUCAUCAUGAUCUACAUAGAUAGCACAUGUGUGAGAAAUGCAUUUGAAGCAAAUGCACUGGAGAAUUGUGUUGGAUUAAAAGCGUCCUACCUGGAUUAGCUUUAAUCGAGCACGUCUUGGGUGUGUACGUGUACGGCCAGCGUAUGACCCUGCUCUGAACGUUACCGUGGCUAAAUCCAGGCUAUUUCAGCAUCAUUUUGUUUGAAAAAGGAGGAGAAAAAAGCAGAUUCAGUAUUAUUUUUUGUUCUGGGACUCUCUUGUUGUCAAAUAUAACUCGGUCCAAAUUUACAGUUGUGUGUAUAAACUUCUUCGCUAAAAGGAAACCGAAAGCAUUUCUGUCCUGCAGCGUCCUGGCGGUCUUUUAUGUUCAGUGUGUGUGGCUGUUUAUACAGGCAUGGGUGGAGGUGUGUGUGUGUGUGAUGGACUGAACUGUGGAGGGUUUCCCAAAAGCCUUUUAAUGCUAAGAGCAUCUUAACUAGGAGAGAGAGUGUUCAUUGUGAUGCUCAGUCUAAGAUUUAACAAUGUUCUUUGUGCUACGAUGCUUUAGGGAAACGCACCCCUGAACAUUAUGCUGCUGUACAUUAGAAAGUAUUCGUUCAGCUUCCCCCCUCCCAGAUCCUAACAUGUCAGAGUGUACUGUAAAAAAAAAAAGUUUAAAAAUCUGACACUUUGGUAACGUUACAUCAACUCCAGCUUUUUUGAUCCUGUUAAUGAGGGUUUUUUUUUUUUUUUUAAUAAAUAUUGCGUUACGUUACACUGUUUUGGAAACGAAGAGCGACGGCGAGAGCAAACCUCCACAGCAUGGUUCUGCCAUGAUUUAUUAAGGAGAUAAGUUAGUUCAUGUUUUGGUCUUUUGCCUGCACAAUCAUCCUCGUGGUUGUUCUGCUUGCCUUCCUGUUGUCGAGUUUAUACGAAACCCGCACACGUUCGUCAUUAAGACUUUACUGCAUGAGAGCUCUUGAUACUAACUUUUCACGCCUGUUUGUGAGGCCUCCAUACAGACCAUACAUGCGUAAACCUCUUUAAACCAUGUUUAAUGCUGAUUUGAGACCAGUGUAAAGUAUGUGUAUGUUCUUUUAAAAGCAGUACCCGCCUACUUAAACAGCUCGUUCGUGCAAUUAUAUAAUCAGCCAAUCACGUCAGAGCAGCACAGUGCAUAGAGUCAUGCAGAUACAUACUGGUCAAGAGAUUGCUCAUGUUUAUAAAUAAAUAAAUAUUUAUUUGCUGUUGCAUUGUUGUUGGUGCCAGUUCAGAACCUGUAGAUCUCCGACACGAUGAUCUAUGCUUUUCAUGCACAAUAUUCAACAUAGAAUGAUGCACAAAAAAAAAAAUAAAUCCAGUUUUGUGGGUGGACGGAAACACCUUGUUGAUGAGAGAGAUCGGAGAAAAUUGACCAGACUGGUUCAAACUAGCAGGAAGGUUAUAUUGGGUAACUCAAAUAACCACUCUGUACAACCAUGGUCAGCAGAAAAGCAUCUCAACAAAAUGAAAGCGUGAGGAGGAUAGGCUACUGGACAGUUCCUGGAUUGGGAAACAGUCAGAUGAUUGGUUUUUUUUUUUCUUCCCCCCUCCUUGAGAUGCUUUUCUGCUCACCACGUUUGUAAAGAGUGUCUGUUUUUGAGUUAGCGUCACCCACAGAAACUCAUGUUCACUGGAAGGUUUGUCAACUCUAGAGAAUGCAGUUUUGUGCCGCAUGAUUGGCUGAUUGAACGAUUAGCAAAAAUGCUCAUCUUUCAGAAUUCUUUGUUCACUCCAGUCAUCAGGUUUGUCCUCCAUGAUGAUGAGUUUGUCCUUAAAAGGUCACCUGAUGUAAUACUUGAAUGAUAUCAGGACUUUUUUUUCCCCCUUUCUUUUUUUCUACCCCUGAAUCUCGCCUCAAGAAUUUGUACUGAGCGAAAGACGCAUGCUGUUUUCUCAAACACAGCUUCACUCUUGCAUAACGCCUGUUUCCAGGUUCGACCAAGACUCAUGUGCCAGUUCACACUUUGGAUCCUUUCACUAGUAGGCAGGUUAAUUUAUUUAUUUAAAAAGUUUUCCUUUAGUCUAUAAAGCUUUUCUUUUUAAUGUGCACUAUUUGCUUUCAAUUUGGAUUGUUUGAGAAAUGAAAUGUUCAAAACCAAAAUUUCUUUUUCCAAAAAAAAAAAAAUUCAAGAUUGUGUAUAUUCAUUCAUACUUAAAUCAUUUUUAGUGUGUUGCCAUGUAUUCGUAUCUGCCAAAAUACAGCCUGUGAUAGAUUUAUAUUUUAUUGGGUUUUUUUUUUUUUUUUAAUGCCAUUUUUUUCAUGAGCAUGUUUAAUGGGUCUCAAAGGAAAACCAUCACAUCAAACCCUGCAUGGAGAAUGCGGCUGUGUUUAAAUGGACGUCGUACACAGAUCAUCUGCCCAUCUGAGCCUACACCUCUUUGCUUUCUGCCUUGGCGUCUGCAUUUUCAAUACGAUUUCAAUUCUCUUGUAAAAACCAAUCACGUGUCCUGCCACGUGUGAUCUUUUGUCAUCUUUGAUCAUUUUGAUUCAAAUAGUGAACGUUGUUAACUUUAUUUGUUGCUUGAUGAAAAAUGGUAUGAAAGUGUGACUAUAGGUCUGUUACGUGGCUGGUUUUGCUUUGUAUGAUAAAUGUGCACCGACAAUAAAAAAAAAAAUCCUGA